Grammomys surdaster is the source of this 534-nucleotide messenger RNA. RefSeq names its product interleukin-36 beta-like. Gene Ontology annotation, biological process: inflammatory response to antigenic stimulus; cytokine-mediated signaling pathway; positive regulation of T cell differentiation. NCBI's taxonomy places the organism in Eukaryota, Metazoa, Chordata, Mammalia, Rodentia, Muridae. Gene Ontology annotation, molecular function: cytokine activity. The record is from RefSeq and is a predicted model, not a curated record. The coding region runs from base 1 to 534 and encodes 177 amino acids. The transcript is spliced from 4 exons.
AUGGCUUUCCCUCCACAACCUGGUGUACGUUGUACUCCUCCAAAAAGUUCUAAGCCCAAGAAUAUGGAAAAAGAGAUUCAGGAAUUUCCCAGAACCUACAGAGUUCAUGACUCCCAACAGAUGGUGUGGUUCCUGACUGGAAAUUCUUUAACGGCGGUUCCUGCUAGCAACAAUGUCAAGCCUGUCAUUCUUACCUUGAUAGCAUGUAGAGAUACGGAAUUCCAAGACGAAGAGAAAGGUAAUCUAGUUUUCCUGGGAAUCAAGAGCAGAAGUCUCUGCCUCUUCUGUUCUGAGAUUGAGGGCAAGCCAACUUUGCAGCUUAAGGAUGCAGACAUCAUGAAUUUGUACAAUGACAAAAAAGCCCAGAAAGCCUUUUUCUUCUACCAUGGCACAGAGGGCUCCACUUCUGUCUUUCAGUCAGUCUUCUAUCCUGGCUGGUUUAUAGCCACCUCUUCCACAGCAAGACAGACAAUCAUCCUCACACAGCAGAGGGGUGAAGCUAACACUAACUUCUACUUGGAAUCUGAGACUUAG